AAGAUUUAUUGGGUGCUUAUUAUGUACCAGGCACUGUGUCCGGUUUAUAGGAAACACAAAAGAGAGCUGUUAUCUUGCUUAGUGAUGUUGGCAGAAUCGUAUGCAAGGGGCUGGGGAUUUAGCUCAGUGGUUCUAUCUCCUGCCUCCCAAGCCCAAGGUCCUGAGUUCGAUCCCCAGUACCAAAAAAAAAAAAAAAAAAAUCAGAAUCGUAUGGAAGAAAGAACCUGGAAGAGUUUCAAGUACCAUGCAGGUCUAUGUAGAAUAUGUAAAUAUUUCACUUAACAGUAUUUCUCAGGUUCCAUCUAUUUUCCUCCAAACGACAUGAUUUCAUUUUUCUUUAAGGCUGCAUAACCUAAUACGAAAGCAACUAUUAUCUAUUGCAAAUAUACAUAAGAAUUUUUUUUAAAGAUGAUCACAUUGCAUUGCGUUGUUUAGUCCACGAAUAAUGCAUCAAGUCCGGUUCUUGCCUGGGGAAGUUUAAAGAAUUGCACUGGUCACAGGGCUUCAACACACAGCCGCAAAAGUCUUGGGGCCCAGACGGAACCGAUAAUACGGGAACCUUUCUUCUGGCCCCCGGGUGCUCCAGACAGCCCGGCAGGAAAUACGCGAGGGACUACGCUGCGUCGCGCCCCCGCAGUCCGACUUCGGUCACCACGGUAACGUGCGGAGGAAAGUGUUUUAUCAUGCGCACCCGGGUCACGCGAGUCUCGUGGGCCUGGGGCGCCCGCUACCACAGGGGCGCCUCGAGUUUCCCAGUGCCUCCGCCAGGCGCUGUGGAUGUGGCGGAGCUGCUGCGGGACGCGACCGCGGCGGAGGAGCGGCCCUCGGCGGCUCCGGCGCGGCGGACCCCAGCCCAGUGCUCGGUGCUGCUGUUCCCUGGCCAGGGCAGCCAGGUGGUGGGCAUGGGCCGCGGGCUGCUGGGCUUCCCGCGCGUGCGCGAGCUCUACGACGCCGCGCGCUGCGUGCUGGGCUAUGAUCUUCUGGAGCUGAGCCUGCACGGGCCUCAGGAGGACCUGGACCGCACCGUGCACUGCCAGCCAGCUAUCUUCGUGGCUUCGCUGGCCGCCGUGGAGAAACUCCAUCACCUGCAGCCGGAGGUGAUUGAGAACUGUGUUGCUGCUGCCGGAUUCAGUGUAGGAGAAUUCGCUGCCCUAGUCUUUGCCGGAGCCAUGGAAUUUUCUGAAGAACCAAGGAUGGAACUCAGGACCUUGAAUUUGCUAGGCAGGCGCUGGUACCACUGAGCUAAACCUCCAGCCCUCUUCUUUUAUUUUUUAUGUGGAGGUGAUGUGUUGCUGAGUAGCCCCAGCUAGGCUUGAACUUCCAACCCUCCUGGCUCAACCCCUAGAAUGUUGGGGUUAUAGACAGCUCCCUGUGCAUUCUUACACUACUCAUACACUCAUAUCUGUCACAUGUGGCAGAUGCUCAAUAGAUGCACAGAAAAUGAAAAAAGCGUAAAUGAGUAUUUGAUCCUUGCUUAGCUUGUGCAAGGCCCUGGUUCAAUUUCCAGCAGCAGCAAAAAAACAAAAAAGGACGAUCUUGAGCCAUAUCAGUUUUACUGCUUAAGAUGGUAUACACCUGUACUCCCAGCUACUCCGGAGGCUGAGGCAAGAGGGAGGCUCAAGGAGUUUGAAGCCAGCCUGGAAAUAGGGUAAGAUCCUGUUGAGAGGGGUGGGGAGACUGAUUUGCUAUAGUUAAAUACAGAGGAGGGACUUGAAUAGACAUGUAAGUAUUGAUAACAAUGUGGACAAACGCUCAUGCGUUGCUGGUGGGAAUGUAACGGUGCAGCCCCUGAGGGAAACAGUUUAGCCAUUGAAAAAGUUGAACACGAUUACCAAAGCACAUCAGUUCUGCUUGUAGGAAUUUACCUAAGAGAUUAAAAUGUUUGUCCACACAGAAAAACUCAUAUACAGAUUAUUACAGCACAUUGUUCAUAAUUGCCGAGAGGUAGAAACAGCCCUGCUGCUCGCAAGCAGUUGGAUGAGCAGACUACGCUGUGUCCAAAGACAGGAUGUCUUUCUGUCAUAAAAAGGGGUACAAUACUGACAUGUGCUGCAACGUGAACAAGCCUUGAAAAUUACCUGAAGUGAGAGAGGCCAGACUGAUUGAUCCCUUUUAUGUGAAAAGUCCAGAGUACGUGAGUCCAACCCCCAGUAUCAGCAGAUCAGAGGUUGCAGGGGAUGGAGGAGGAAGAAAUGGGAGUGAUUACUUAGCAGGCAUGUGGUGUUUUUAGUGGGAUGAUAAAGUCUUGAAAUGAACGAGCUAGUGGUUGUACAACUUUGUUUUUUCUUUCUUUUUAUUUACUUGGUUUUCUUUUGUUUUUUGCAGUACUGGGUGUUGAACCCAGGGCCUUUGCACUGAGCUACACCUGCAGCCCCUUUUUAUUUUUAGUUUUUGUUUUGAGACAGGGUUUCUCUAAGUCAUGAAGUUCCCCAGGCUGGACUCAAACUUGCAAUUCUCCUGCCACAGCCUCCUAGAAUGCUGGGAUUACCUGCCUGGCUUGGUGCUUGUACAGCAUUGUGAAUACACCAAGUACCACUGAAUUAUACACUUUAAAAUGACCAAGUGUACUUUAUGUGAAUUUUAUCUCUUUUUUUAAAAAAGGGGGAUUAUCGCACUAAAAGAAAUAAAAAUACCACAAUGAAAUAGCAGUUGACACCCACAGGAUAUUUUCAUAUUGUAAGGAAACUGCUAUCUGUAUAGUUUUGUGUUAUACGAUUUGUAGACUUGAGACAUGUUUACAAGCUCGUGUUGAGUCUUUUCACUUGGCACAUGGCGUAUUGAGUACUGACUUUUUGGUAGUACUGGGAAUGAACCCAGGAGUGCUCUACCACUAAGCUACAACCAGCCCCUACCCCACCCCUUUUUGAGACACUUGCUAGGAAUCACUGACCUCAAACUUGAGAACCUCCUGCUUCAGCCUCCUGAUUAAUAGUUAUUGCUUUAAUGCCACAUGGCAGGCUCUCCAGCUGUCCUAUACUCUCUACAUGUUUCCACCUCCUUCUGACCACAGAUGUUCUGCAGCUGCUCUGGGUGAGGGGCUAGAGUCCUGUGCAGGUGUACAUAGGUGCCCAGAGAGCAGGGUGCGUCACCGAGUCAGGGUGCAGGGCUUGCCCCUCAGCCCCUCUUGCCCAUUUCUCAGUCCAGUCGGCCCCUUCUCCACCAAGGGAGCAGACGUCACAACCACUCCCCGUCACGAAGCCACCUGCCUGGGCACAGUCCUGUCCCCUUGCCAGGUACCUGGGCCCAGGUCUCAGCCCCCAGCCUUCCCAGUGUCAUGCUCUCCAGCCAUGAGCAGGGCAGUCACACCUUGUUACGAUCAUUCUGCUCCAGCGAAUGCACACACUUGUGUAGCGUGUACAGCAAUCCUGUGUCUGGGGGCUCUUAAUUGUUCUUCCUUUUCAAUAUGAUUUCUCUUAAAUAAUUAAUAAUAAUUCCCAGUUCUCACAAGAGCCCAGGUAGAUUGGAUCCUUUGAUCCUCACUGUAAUUGAAAAUGUAGCCCGGAAGGAGGUCAAGGCCUGGCUGAGGCACCGUAGCUCCACGCCUGCUCUCUCUGCCCCUUUUGGGGCUUCUCGCCAGGGUGCUGCUGACAUUGGCACCAGACAGUUCUUUGGGGCGGAGCUGCCCUGUGCACUGUAGGGUGCUCUUUGUAACAGCAUCCCUAGCCUCUCCUUGGCACACAUCUAAAGAUUCCCCAUGUAACAGCCAGAGUCUCCAGUCCCCAAGAGGCAGAAUCACCCCCGAGGGAACCCCUGCUCCACACUCGCCUGGCUUUUGGGCGGGAAGCAGUUUGGGCUGAUGGGGUCACUGACAAGGACAGCCCCCUGCUCUUCCACAAUAGCAGUGACCACUGCACCUAGCAGAUACAGGCAGGUAUACUGUGGCCCUGUUGCCUGUGGGGACCUGUGUCUGUCUUGGCAGCAGGGGAUGUCGAGGAUCCGAUUUCA
This is a messenger RNA of Heterocephalus glaber (naked mole-rat), 3945 nucleotides long. The record is from RefSeq and is a predicted model, not a curated record. NCBI's taxonomy places the organism in Eukaryota, Metazoa, Chordata, Mammalia, Rodentia, Bathyergidae.